Molecule: messenger RNA, 1926 nt
Organism: Prunus avium (sweet cherry)
Lineage: Eukaryota; Viridiplantae; Streptophyta; Magnoliopsida; Rosales; Rosaceae
Source: RefSeq, a predicted model, not a curated record
GUGAGAUAUAUUUUUUAAUUUCUUAUGUGUAGAGAUACUCGUCUAAUUCUCUUUAUCGGAAACUUUGGUUGUACUCGUUCAUUCUUUCCUUAAUAAGAUAUUAUUGCUUUUUCGUGAAAAAAAGAGACUAAACAUGCAUUGAAGCUUCCUGAAAGCGAGUUCACACACUUGCUACGAAAUAUCGAGCCUGUUUUUUAUUUUAUUUUGUUGGAUGCGGAAAUAUCGAGCCUGCUGCGUUUCCCUUAUAUUAUAGACCUCAGAAAUUUUUUGUUUUUGAAAUGCAGCGAUUUGGGGAGUGGGGGCACUUUUCUUGGGAUUCGAAGUGGUGACCAAGUAAACCCCUCGGUCAUAGACCUCAGAAACUUGAGUUGCCGAGAAACUUGAGUUGCCGAGAUAUUUGACCCAAGGUGGAAAAAAUGGCUACAGGUUACUUAGUCCUGUUGCGUUUCCGUUCUUCAGUGUAUGAAUGCUUGAAUUUCAAGGCCUUCCACAUAGCAAUUGUUUUGUAAAGCGAGGAAAGGUCUCCGCAUUGGUCUCAUUGCCACCGCCUUCUGCUAUCUUCCAUUUGGAUAGGCUUUAAUCCUUGUUUACUGCUUUCUAUUCUCCCUCUUUCUAAACUGCUUAAUUCGACUCUCAGGUGCAACUUGAAUAAACCCAUCCAUCAUCUACAAUAUCAGAUUAUCUUUCUUCUCCAAGUUUUCAUCUCAAAUAUCAGAUUUGCUUUAAUUAUAGCUCUGGUGCAUUCAGAGAAACAGAUAUGGACUCCAUUGAGUUCUUUCUAGUUUUCAUCAUAAUUAUCAUGACUCUGUUCUUCAUGUACUUCAGAUCAUUAACAUCUUCUUUUUCUUCCACUUCUUCUGUUGCUGCUGUUGAUACUUAUAUCCGCUCUCUUCCAGAAAAGUAUGAUGUGUUUAUUAGCUUCAGAGGUGAGGACACACGCGAUGGUUUUACCAGCCAUCUUCAGAGGGCUUUGCUUCGGAAGAAUAUUCAGACCUACAUGGAUGACAGACUUGAGAAAGGAGACGACAUUGAACCCGCCCUUCUACAAGCAAUCGAGGAAUCGAAAAUUGCACUAGUCAUUUUCUCAAAAGACUAUGCUUCUUCCACUUGGUGUUUGAAAGAACUUGUGCAUAUACUUGGAUGCAAGAAAAGGAAUGGACAGAUUGUUAUACCCAUUUUUUAUCGCAUAGAUCCAUCACAUGUACGAAAACAAAAGGCAACUUAUGCACUUAAGGGCAGUAGGGAUGAGGUGGCCAACUGGAGGGCUGCUUUGGAGGAAGCAGCCAAUAUUUCUGGGUUUCAUUAUUCAAGAAAAACAGGGAGCACAGAGGCCGAAUUUGUUGAGGAAGUUGUUCAAGAUGUUUUGACAAAAUUGAAUAUGUCUACAGGCUCCCCAAUCCUAAAGCCUACAAUUGGUGAUAACAAGAAAUCAUCUGAGGAUGCUAAAGUGAACAUGGAGCAGGAAAACAACAGCAGCUCGAAGCCCAAGAAUAAUACUAAGAGAGGUGAGGCGGAAAGAGGCGAUACCUUCAACUUUUCUGGGAAUACAAUUAAGGGGAGAUAUUCAGGUAGUGUAGGAAUUUUCGACUUUGCCAACAAAAACGAAUAUAAAGGCCACAAGAAAGAAAAACAAGCCGACUCAAGUAGUGGAGAAACCGACUCGGCCUUCGGCGGUGAAAACGAAGAGUGAACUCAGAUUCCUUCGUGUGGUUCUACUAUCUAACGAUUAUGUGCAGCGAUCAGUGAUCCAUGAUGAUUGAUGACUAUCAUAGACAGGCAAUAAGGUCCCCAUGAUUGAUGAAAUUGUUUCUUCACCAAAGGUGUAUUUCCUUGUAGUGGAUGAAAUGAAUGGAAUACAAACUCAUGUGCAGAAAUAGAAAUCAUAAACAAACUCUGCUGGUAAACUCAUACAGGUGUAAAACCAAU